This is a messenger RNA of Dracunculus medinensis (Guinea worm), 258 nucleotides long. The record is from the annotation of a GenBank genome assembly. Lineage: Eukaryota; Metazoa; Nematoda; Chromadorea; Rhabditida; Dracunculidae.
AUGGAAUUGAUCCACAACAAUGCCGAUGCCAGUACCAAUCGAUUAGCAAUCGAUACUACAAUACCUCUUCGCCAAAAAAAACAUCAUAAGAGAGCUUCAAAAAAGACACCAUAUGAACUUGAUAUCGUUCUUAGUUCUGUUUCUAUUUGUGACAUAUAUGGAACUGAUCUUCGAGAUUUGACGAUAAGUUCGGCAUUUGGUCUUAAUCGAAAUACUGCUUUUGUUUUGGAACAAUAUCAGUCAAUAUCAGAUAGAUGA